CCACCCCUUGCCAAAGCCUCUCGUCCCCCAGGCUCCCCAGAGGGACCUGAUGACUCUGCAGUGUCCCCACAGUCCUAUCAGGGUCCUGAUUUCCAUACCCCUCCUCGGGAUGUGGGGCUCCGGCGCUCCUCAGAGGGGGUGCUGCGGCCCCCACCCACGGGGCAGGGCCUGGGGGAGCUGGGGGGCUCACUGAGUGCCCUGCCCCGGCCUGGAGACCUCCUGUCAGAGCCCUCCCUGGGCAGUGAGUCUGCCUGGAGCCUUUCCCAGUCCUUUGAAUGGACAUUCCCAUCGUGGGGGGCACGCUUGCCAGCCUUCCCUCCCCGCUCCCCCAUCCGGGAGACACCUGACUCAGGGCUCUCUGAAGAGGGGGAGUCAGAUGGGGAGGCUGUGGCCCCCAGCCCUCCAAAGGACAGCAGGUCUGAAGGGCCUGACAGCCAGCAGGCAGAGGGGGCUCCAUGCCCAGGGGGUCCCGUGGCCCAGCAAGAGGCUGAGGGCUCGGCAGAGGAGGAGGAGGAGGAAAGAGAGGCAGAGCAGGAUGCUCCCAUGUCCCACUCCCCACUUCACGUGACAAAGCCUGGACAGGACCCAGCUGAGCCUGAGUCUUCCACCCAGCCCAGCCUCACCACAGCUGCCCCCCUGGAUCCAGCCCCCCCAGAUCCAGCUGCUCCAGCUGACUCAGCCUGGGCAGGUGAUAGCCCCAAGAGCCGGCAGGGUCCCGGGGGCCCAGGCCAGGCUGAAGGACCCUCGCAGGACCCUGAUCCCCACACCGACCCAGGCUGGCUGACAGAGCUGUUGGCGUCACCCGGGGUCCACGGCUCUCCAGAGAACCUGCUGGGCUGGUCACGGAAGGACCUGUGCAGUGAGUUUGGCAUUGGCCACCCUCGCCAGGACAGCACCUUUGACUGGAGCCACCCAGGUGUGUCCAGGGAGAGAGACUGGCCUGUUGAGACUAAGCAGGAGCAGGAGUUCAGGACCAAAUCCAGCUGGGACAGCACCCACAGCAACAAGGACAGCACUGCCCAGGAGAGCUGGAGUGGUGACUACAGAGCAACGGAGCUGAUGGGGGACACAAAACUGGGCUGCAGCGACUGGUCCCCAUCCCUUGGCACAGGGAAGAGCUGCCCACAGGAUCCAGACUUCGGUGCCAGCACAGCCAAGUGGGGCCAGGGCUAUGGCAGCACAGAGGAGCUUGGCUCUGGACAGGCCAGCUGGGGCAGUGGCCUCAGCACAGGACAUGUCGGGCAGCUGGACAAGGAGCCACACUCCGGGCAGCCUACCUGGGCAGGCAGGUACAGCAGCGGGGACAUGGAGAUGAAGGACGGGGAGCUCACCCCAGACUGGGCCAGGAAAUACAGCACCCAGGAUGCUGGGAACAAGGAUGAGAAUUUAACACUGGGCUGGGCUGGCAGAUGCAGCACUGGGGAUGCUGGGAGCCCAGAUAAGGAGCACAGCCCCAGCCGGCCAGCCUGGGACAGGAGGUGUAACCCCAGGGACAUGGAGAGCCAGGACCGGGAGUUCAGCCCCAGCAGGCCAGCCUGGGAUGGCAGUUCCAGCACCAGGGACACAGAGAGCCAGGACCAGGAGUUCAGCCCCAGCAGGCCGGCCUGGGGUGACCUUCUCAGAUCCAGUGCCAGGGAUUUGGAAAGUCAGGACCGGGAAUUCAGCCCCAGCAGGCCAGCCUGGGAUGGCAGUUCCAGCACCAGGGACACAGAGAGCCAGGACCAGGAGUUCAGCCCCAGCAGGCCGGCCUGGGGUGACAGAUACAGCACCAAGGACAUGGAGAGCCAGGACCGGGAAUUCAGCCCCAGCAGGCCGGCCUGGGAUGACAGAUCAAGCACCAAGGACAUGGAGAGCCAGGACCAGGAGUUCAGCCCCAGCAGGCCAGCCUGGGAUGGCAGUUCCAGCACCAGGGACACAGAGAGCCAGGACCAGGAGUUCAGCCCCAGCAGGCCGGCCUGGGAUGACAGAUCCAGCGCCAGGGAUACAGAGAGCCAGGACCAGGAGUUCAGCCCCAGCAGGCUGGCUGAAGCCAGUGAAUGCAGCACCAGGGACCUGGAGAACCAGGAUGAGUUCAGUCCCAGUGGAGCAGCCUGGGGUGACAGAUCCAGCAGCAGGGACCUGGAGACCCAGGACAGUGAAUUCACAUCCAGCAGGCCAGCUAGGGACAGCAGACACAGCACCAGGGACACAGAGACCCAGAAUGAGGAAUUGUUCAGUGCCAGCGGAGGUGUCUGGGAUGACAGAUCCAGCACCAGGGAUGUGGAGGCCCAGGACAGAGAGUUGAGCCCCAGUGGAGCAGCGUGGUAUGGGCAGCACAGCUCUGUGAUUCCCAGGGAGGAAGAGCAGGAGCUGAUCCCAGCCCGGCUGAGCUGGCCCGCUGUGGGUAGUGUCGGGCAGACAGGACUGAUCAGGAUUGGUGAGGAGGACAUGCCCAGCUCCCAUUGCCCCGAUCCCCCGGCCCAGGAGCCCACCUGGGGCAGUGCUCACCAGCCAGAGCGUGACAGCUCCAGCAGCAGGGACUGGGCUGAGGAGCUUGGAGCAGCUGAGUGCCAGAACCAGUUCGGUGUCAUUGGGACAGAGCGGGUGCCAGACCCCUGCAGUGCCGGAGCCUCAGAUGGCUCCAUGUCCAGGGUCCUGCCACAGCCCCAGGCAGGUUUGCAUAGGGAUCUCUCUCUGGACAUGGGCAAUGCCUGCUGGAGCCAGGACCUGGACAGCUGGAGUGUGGAGCCACAGGAUGCUGAGGCCAGUCGCCAGGAGUGGGCGAGCGCCUUCAGUGCCCGCUGUGCUGCCCGCAACCGGGACCUUGGUGUGGGGGAGCGGAGCCUGGGAGGAGACACCCACACAGAGCAUGGCAGGUUGGCCCCCAGCCCUUUGAUGGGUGACAUUCCAGCUGAUCCUCCAUCUGUGGAGCCUCCCCAGAGUGAGUCACCCAGCCCCUCUGAGGAGGAAAGGGAUCCUUCUAAGCCAGCCACUGCCCCACAGAGCUCCAGGGCUCCCCCUCUGCUGCCAGAGGCUGUCAGUGGGAUCCCAGUGGACACAGGAAGUGAGGAACAGCCCUCAGACCACCCAGAUGGGGAGAGCUCCUUGAGGCUGGGGGAGCAGCGGCUCUCUCUGGCUGCCCCCGAGGCCGAGGGGUCCAUGGAGCAGGGGCAGGAAUUUCCCCUUCUGGAGGACACAGAACUCCUGGACAGCAGCGUGUUUCGCUGCAAGGCCAGCCUGGGCCGCAAGCGCCAGCACCGGGCGCCAUCCCUGCGUCCCACCGCCACUGAGGGGGAGAGCUGGAUCUUCCGGGACUCCACGGAGCCCCGGCCAGCCCUGCCAGUGUCCUCCGAUGAGGAGGCAGCAGAGGAGCCCCGGAGCCGGCGGAUGCGCGGCUCACCCUCGGGCAAGGGGGUCAAGGUGCCUCUCUUUCCUGGCCUCAGCGCCUCUGCCAUCAAGGCUAAGCUGAGGGGUCGCAACCGCUCGGCUGAAGAGGGAACAUCAUCAGGGGACAGCAAGGGGACCCCUCCUAAAGACCCCCAUGUGCAGCGCUCUAAGUCCUGCAAGAUCCCUGGUGUGAAACCCCCGACCCUGCCUCCCAAGCCAGAGAAAUCCUCAGGAUCUGAGGCCUCUGCCCCAAACUGGCUGCAAGCGCUGAAGCUGAAAAGGAAGAAGCCUUGAGUUGGGCUCGCUCCCCGAUGCUGACAGACCACUGUCCCUGGACCAGGGCUGUCCCCUACCAUGGGGACACACACACACACACAUACCUACCUAUGCACUUUGUACAAGCUCGCAGGGUCCCUGUCUUCCCAACACCUCCUCCCCAUCCCCCUAAUGUACCCCGUCCCCUUAGUCCCCAGGGGGCUGGGGGUGGGCACGAGCCUCCCCCUUCCCCUCCCCCCUGCUCGUGUAUGGCCCUGGACACAGGGCGAUGGGUCCGGCUCAUGGUGCCGCUGCCACAGACAAUAAAACCUCGCUGGUCAGUUCAGA
Molecule: messenger RNA, 3969 nt
Organism: Cyanistes caeruleus (blue tit)
Lineage: Eukaryota; Metazoa; Chordata; Aves; Passeriformes; Paridae
Source: RefSeq, a predicted model, not a curated record